AGGGCCCCGCGUCGCCAUGGCCGCCUGAGGCCCCCGCGCCCGCAGCCGGCGCCGCCCGCCCGCGGGGCAGCGGGGCAGGGCCCGACCCCUCCGAGCCAGCGGGCUGGGCCCGGCCGAGCCUGCGGGAGAUCUUGGCUCGUGAGUGACUCUUUAGCAAUCCCAACUGGAACCUCACACCAAAAGGCACCAUGAUAGUGAUGACUGACGUCGCUGCAGCCCCCAGACUGGGGUCAACUGUCGCCACUCCAGCUGUGUCUCCCAACUUCUCUUGGAUGGCAGAGAAUGGCAGCCCCACAGCUGUGGAGCAGCCAAUAUUCCUUAUGACCACCGCUGCUCAGGCCAUCUCAGGUUUCUUUGUAUGGACAGCUUUGCUCAUCACCUGCCAUCAGAUCUACAUGCACCUUCGCUGCUAUAGCUGCCCAAACGAGCAGCGCUACAUUGUUCGGAUCCUCUUCAUUGUGCCCAUUUACGCCUUUGACUCGUGGCUCAGUCUCCUGUUCUUCACCAAUGACCAGUACUAUGUUUACUUUGGCACAGUGCGGGACUGCUAUGAAGCCUUUGUAAUAUACAACUUUCUCAGCCUCUGCUAUGAGUACUUGGGAGGGGAGAGCUCCAUCAUGUCUGAGAUCAGAGGGAAACCAAUUGAGUCCAGCUGUGUGUAUGGGACUUGCUGCCUGUGGGGAAAGACCUAUUCGAUUGGAUUCCUGAGGUUCUGCAAACAGGCUACCCUGCAGUUCUGUGUGGUGAAGCCCCUCAUGGCGAUCAGCACAGUCAUCCUUCAGGCCUUUGGCAAGUACCAGGAUGGUGACUUUGAUGUAACCAGUGGCUACCUCUAUGUGACGAUCAUCUACAACAUCUCUGUCAGCCUGGCACUGUAUGCCCUCUUCCUUUUCUACUUUGCCACACGUGAGCUGCUCAGUCCCUAUAGCCCAGUCCUCAAGUUCUUCAUGGUGAAGUCUGUCAUCUUCCUGUCCUUCUGGCAAGGGAUGCUAUUGGCCAUCUUGGAAAAGUGUGGUGCCAUCCCCAAAAUCCACUCUGCCAGUGUGUCUGUGGGUGAAGGCACAGUAGCUGCUGGGUAUCAGGACUUCAUCAUUUGCGUGGAGAUGUUCUUUGCAGCCAUCGCCCUGCGCCAUGCCUUCACCUACAAGGUGUAUGUGGACAAGAGACUUGAUGCCCAAGCUGUUCCAUCCUAUGGGCCAUACGGUCGCUGCGCUCCCAUGAAGAGCAUCUCCAGCAGCCUCAAGGAGACCAUGAACCCCCAUGACAUUGUCCAAGAUGCGAUCCACAACUUCUCCCCAGCCUACCAGCAGUACACUCAGCAGUCGACGCUGGAGCACGGUCCCCCCUGGCGCAAUGGCAGCCACAUCAUCUCACGCUCCCACAGCUGCUCGGGUGCCCGCGACAACGAGAAGACCCUCUUGCUGAGCUCCGAUGAUGAGUUCUAGGAGGGGGAGCUGCCAGCACAGGCUGUCAUUUUCCUUUUUUGGUUGGGUUUUUUUUUUGUUAUUUUUUUUAAUUUAUUGAAGCAGAAACGUGCAAGUCGUAUCACUUCCUAGAGAGUGUAGAUUGCAGAAGUGGGCACUUCCCAUUGGCUUGUGUGGGUAUGGACACAAUGAGCAGUGUGGAGAUGGGGGAAUGGCCAGGACUCCAUUCUCGAGCCCAUUUCUUGCAGCAGCAAUUGACUGGAAUUAAUUGAAGCAGAGCUCCAGGGUUUGGGGCUCUAGCCUCCCACACCUGCCUAGCUUGGUGUGGAGCAUGACUGACCAGAGCCUGGAGUUGUGGCCAAAAAUAUUGUUGUUUGUUUUUUUCUCCAACUGGACAAGCUGACUGCUUUGUAUUCCUCUUCCUGAGGUUGGUGUAGGCAUAGUUUUAUCCCCCGGCACCUUGGUACUAACAUCUCUGUGAUCCUUGGAAAAUGGGAUUAGGAUGCCAUGAUUCCUGAGGACCAGACCAGAGAUUGGUGUCUCUAUAGCCACUGCCUUGAACAUUUAGUCAGGAAUAUCUCUCCCCACCUCCUAAGCACCUGGUUGUGCAGUCCUGAACUUGAGUGAGCGAGGGGGAAAAAGGCAGGACUUUCUUCCUGUUCCUUCCCUCCCUGCAUCCCCCCUGCUCCCCAUCAAAGCUGGUGCUUGUUGAAGCUCAGCAGGGCUGGAAUCACUGUCUCACAAGGGCAGGGUUUUCUAAUCACCAGGUGUCCAGGCAUCCCAUUUCGCCUGCAUUCUUGUGGUGAGAAGCCUCCCUGGAGGGUCUGUCUCCUGCUAAGAAGGCUGAGGACUGGCCAUGAUAGGUGGUGGAAGUUUGUAAAGCUUUGGCCCUUUCAUCCCUCUUUGGAAAAGGAAGAUAUGUAAACUCUAAAGUGUUUUUUCUUCCUGUUUCCUGUCCCCCAGCAGUAUAGCUGCCUCUCUUACAGGUGUGGAUUGCACCAGGUAGCUGCCAGAGCAGGUCCUGGUGUCUCACAGAUCACUCCCCCUGGUUGUCAUCGCUGACUUUGACUUUCCCUGUGAGCUGCACAAGUUUUUGCCCUUAGGCAGGGAUGUUGCACACUCCUCCUUUGCUUUUUUUAUCUCCAUAGGUGUUCUGGGCCUAACCAGAGCAGACUUGAAACCUGACCUGACCUGGCUGGUUAAAAUUGUCCUUCUUAGUUUCCCAGGCUGCUGCUGCUGCAGCACGUAUCACAGGUCCUGGUAUCAAGGGUGGAGCCAGCAGCUAUGGGAGUGGGAAAAGAAGCUUUCCCUUUCUUUUGUUGGAUUUUGGAUUGGCCCCAUGGUAUUUAGUCGAGCUGAAAUUAAAAUGACCCCUCUGUAGAUCUAUCUGGGGACCAUGAAAUGCCUCUUGCUUGCUUCAGAUUGUUGAGGGGAGGUGGUGGGAGCCCAUUUGAAGGCCAUAGGUCAAAUGCUCCUAGCAAGCAAGCAGCAGAUUUGAGAGGUCAGAGCAAGCUGCUGUGUUCCUCUUGGCUGUAGUUUCUCUGUUCCUCUCCUGCUUUAUGUCUACCCUGCCAUCAGCAGACCUGUGUGUUUCCAGAUUGCCCCUCGUUGCUCUGCUAGGAGCAGCAGGGUCUAUUUUACUGCCUGGCCUUUACCUUUCCUCUUGCAUCCCAAGCUCUGUCCUUGUGCAUUCACUUUCUCGGAAAUGACUGAGCGAAGAGCACCUUGUUUCCUCAGCGCCCCUGCCAGAAGUGUGUGGUCAGGAGCAGGGGGGAAAAAGGUUUGGAGAGGCAGGUUUGCUCCCUGCUGUGAGGGUAAGAUAGAGUAAGGCUUUAGGAGAGUGUCUUUUUCCAUACUCACCUUUCUAGGGGGAGCAGGGGGGAGCAACAGGGCUCUCUCUAGAGAGUUGGAGGCAGGGUCAGUGGAUCCAACAGCUUCUGUGCUGCUGUAAUUCCCCAUUUGUACACAUCCUGCAAUGUCAUGCAGUUACUGACUGCUUUUCAAAAACCUGUUGCUGCUUAAAUGGACAGGCAAUUGCUAUCUGCCAGGCUUUGUGUGGGCUUGGUGUUAAACUCUUUUUCCUCAUGCCAUAAGCCUCCUGGAAGGCAGAGCUGAAGAUUGGGCUUUCCUUCCAUCUUCCACAGCUUUGAUUAAUAAUCCUUUAGUGUGAGGGGUGUCCCUCUCUCUCUGAGGAAAGUGGAGCAUGGGACAUGAUCCCUUCCUCCUCCCUUGCAUUUGCAGGUCUUGAUGAUGUCCCAGUGUCAUUUAACUGGUGACUCUCCCCAGCCUUUGUUGUGUUGGGUGGCCGAGAUCUGAAACCUUUGGGCUUGCCCUGUUGAGCUUGAAGAUGAUCCAGGCUUGGGGAAGCAUUUUUUUAAAAUUACUUUGAAUGUAUGCUGCAUAUAUAUAUACUGUGCAGAGGAUCUGGAUAUUCUCAAAGCUUCCUGUAUGUAGUGGUUUAAAGUAUAAAUAACCCUUUUGCACUAGCUGCCUUUGGAAAAGCCUGAUGAAGAACUAGCACCCAAACAACAGCCAGAUGCCAUGCAUUAUAAUUUUUUAUAUAUAUAUAUUUUUAACACCACACAAAAUCAUAUCUGAGCUUCCUGCACUCCCUCACAACAGGUAAGUGCCAGAGCAAGGACUGGCUCCGAUGCCACUCUGGUUUGGAGGAACAAAUGUAAGACCCAGAGCUUGAGACCAAGGCAUCCAUGGUCUUGCAGGUCUGCUUGCAGUAGCCCAGGGCCCCAACAAACAUGUUAGUUCCUGGAGUAGGCCCUUGGAGCUGCUCUCCCUCACCUGCUUCCCCUUUCCUUCCUUC
Messenger RNA from Apus apus (common swift), 4242 nucleotides. RefSeq names its product transmembrane protein 184B (gene TMEM184B). Gene Ontology annotation, biological process: transport. Gene Ontology annotation, molecular function: transporter activity. The record is from RefSeq and is a predicted model, not a curated record. Lineage: Eukaryota; Metazoa; Chordata; Aves; Apodiformes; Apodidae. The coding region runs from base 189 to 1445 and encodes 418 amino acids. The transcript is spliced from 10 exons.